AUGGUAAAAGCAACAAGCGUAAAAGAUGUUGAUCAGCAAGAAAUAGUUCGACAGAUCGCCAUAUUCCUAAAGAAAAGUGGCAAAGUGAAGGUGCCGGAAUGGGCGGACCUUGUGAAACUUGGAAGUAAUAAAGAAUUAGCUCCCAUCGACUCCGAUUGGUAUUAUAUUCGUACUGCAAGUAUUGCUCGUCGUCUUUAUAUUCGUUCUCCUACUGGUAUUGGCGCACUUCGACGUGUGUAUGGUGGCAAUAAACGACGAGGAGUUACACCAAACCAUUUUACAAAAGCUUCAGGUUGCGUUAUUAGGAAAGCACUUCAGACAUUAGAAGCUAUUAAAUGGGUGGAAAAGAAUCCACGUGGAAAAGGUCGUAUAUUAUCUAAACAGGGCCGCAAGGACUUGGAUAGAAUUGCCUCUCAGUUACGCCAAAGUUCCAAACCCGCUGUUAUCGAUAUUUAA
Dracunculus medinensis (Guinea worm) is the source of this 456-nucleotide messenger RNA. The record is from the annotation of a GenBank genome assembly. NCBI's taxonomy places the organism in Eukaryota, Metazoa, Nematoda, Chromadorea, Rhabditida, Dracunculidae.